Molecule: messenger RNA, 866 nt
Organism: Dromiciops gliroides (monito del monte)
Lineage: Eukaryota; Metazoa; Chordata; Mammalia; Microbiotheria; Microbiotheriidae
Gene: TRAPPC3
Product: trafficking protein particle complex subunit 3
Exons: 5
Coding region: 241-645 (134 amino acids)
Biological process (GO): intra-Golgi vesicle-mediated transport; endoplasmic reticulum to Golgi vesicle-mediated transport
Cellular component (GO): cytosol; TRAPP complex; cis-Golgi network membrane
Source: RefSeq, a predicted model, not a curated record
ACUUGCCACUUCUGAGGAAAAACCAACCAGUGCUUUCCUGCAGCCUUCCGUGGCUUGGGGUGGUGGAUGAGAAAGGGGAGGAUUAUCCUUAUUUGGCACCUCAGAUGAUUAACAUGUAUCUUCUGCUGAGGCAAGGGUGGCUGGAGUUCUGAGCUUUUUACCCUGACCUAUGGAGCUCUGGUCACCCAGCUUUGCAAGGACUAUGAAAAUGAUGAAGAUGUGAACAAACAGCUGGACAAAAUGGGCUACAAUAUCGGUGUCCGAUUGAUCGAAGAUUUCCUGGCUCGGUCAAAUGUUGGCAGAUGCCAUGACUUUCGGGAAACAGCAGAUGUUAUUGCCAAGGUAGCAUUUAAAAUGUACCUGGGCAUCACCCCAAGCAUCACCAACUGGAGCCCCGCUGGUGACGAAUUCUCCCUGAUCUUGGAGAACAACCCCCUGGUCGAUUUCGUGGAGCUUCCUGAUAACCACUCAUCCCUCAUUUAUUCCAAUCUCUUGUGUGGGGUGUUGAGGGGAGCCCUGGAGAUGGUCCAGAUGGCGGUGGAUGUGAAGUUUGUUCAGGACACACUGAAAGGAGACGGGGUGACAGAAAUCAGGAUGCGGUUCAUCAAGCGGAUUGAGGACAAUCUCCCAGCGGGAGAAGAGUAACCAUUCUGGGAGCAUUGGAAAUGACCAGCUAGGGCACUUGCUCAUUCUCAGCCCUCCCCCGGGGUUGUAAGGUCAGAGUGCCCCCACCGUAGAGAACUCAGUGACUCUUUAAGAUGUUAUAUAUUCUUCUAAUCUUGUUUCCAUUUUCCAUGCUAAUAAAAAACAGACUUGUGUGAUAUAUUCCAUUUAUCCCACAAGUGUCCGCUACUGAUCUCACUCUA